This is a messenger RNA of Mycena indigotica, 1599 nucleotides long. RefSeq names its product MFS domain-containing protein. Gene Ontology annotation, cellular component: membrane. Gene Ontology annotation, molecular function: transmembrane transporter activity. The coding region runs from base 1 to 1599 and encodes 532 amino acids. NCBI's taxonomy places the organism in Eukaryota, Fungi, Basidiomycota, Agaricomycetes, Agaricales, Mycenaceae. Gene Ontology annotation, biological process: transmembrane transport. The transcript is spliced from 15 exons. The record is from RefSeq and is a predicted model, not a curated record.
AUGGCCGCCAGUACUAGCUCUCCGACCGCCCGGAAGACGGAGGAGGAUGCGCCCUCGAUCCAUACCCAUCGCUCCGCUGCCCUUGAAGGGGUCGAUUCGGGAGAACGACCCCCGUGGAUGUUGUCGUUCAUCGAAGUCAAGCUCCUCGGCAUUGCUGGAGUCGGCUUCUUCCUUGAUGCAUACGAUCUUUUCGUGAUCAACCCCGUAUCCACAAUGCUACAAUACCGCCUCUAUGGCGGGCAUUCACUUCCCGCCGGCUUACAAGGCUUCCUCAAGGCUGGCGCCAACAUCGGCAGUGUCAUCGGACAAUUCGCUUUUGGAUACAUGGCGGACGCUUAUGGCAGGAAGGCUAUAUAUGGAAAAGAAUUAAUGCUAAUCAUCCUCGCGACGAUCCUCUGCCUCACCACGCCCACGGGAACCCUCAGUCCCGACCACUGUCUCAUCUAUCUCGCCAUGUUCCGCAUUCUGCUUGGCAUCGGUGUUGGUGGUGACUAUCCCAUGAGUGCAUCCAUCACAACUGACCGUGCUGUCCUUCGCAAACGCGGUACUAUGCUAGCGUAUAUCUUCUCCAACCAAGGCUGGGGCUCAUUCUUCGGGUCGUUGGUCACAAUCAUCGUGCUUCUUGCGUAUAAGCAUGUCAUGGACGACGAGGGCAAAACAAGCAAAGUUGACGGCGUGUGGCGCAUAGUCGUCGGCGUAUCUCUUGUUCCUGCGUUUGGCACGCUCUACCAACGCUUGACGCUCCCUGAAUCCACGCGGUUUAUCGCGUCGCAGGACAGAAGCCAGGACAUCAUGGAGCUCAAACGGGCCCAAGCGCAAGAGCUUGGUCUAGAGAAGGGAGACGAAAGUUCCAGCGACGACAAAGUCUCGACUGGCGAUUCCGUUGUUGGUGGAGUAAAGAAAGAAGCCCAUUUCCGCGAGUUUUUGGUCUACUUCUCCGAAUGGCGCCAUGGAAAGAUCCUCCUUGGCACUGCGAUGUGCUGGUUCCUACUCGAUAUUGCAUUUUAUGGUAUCAACCUCAACCAAAACGUUGUCUUGGAGCAAAUCGGCUUUGCGGGCAAGACGGGCUCCGAUUGGGAGAAGCUGUUCAAGGUCUCGACGGGUAACAUGAUUAUUACCGCCUUGGGCUUUGUCCCUGGCUACUAUGCGUCCAUUCUGACCAUCGAAAGACUCGGACGCAAGUGGAUCCAGAUACAGGGUUUUCUUAUGGCCGCGCUGUUCCUCGCAAUCCUUGCCGCGAAGUUCCAUACACUAAGUAAAGCGGGCUUCAUCAUCUGCUUUACCUUCCUCCAAUUCUUCUUCAACUUCGGCGCCAACACGACUACCUAUUGCUACCCCGCAGAGGUCUUCCCGACGAGAUUCCGCGCGUCGGCCCAUGGCCUCUCUGCCGCUGCGGGUAAAGCCGGCGCGAUCGUCAGCGCCUUGGCCUUUAACGAGUUAAGCCAGAAGAUUGGCACGGACAAGGUGCUAUGGAUAUUCUUUGCGACGUGUAUCGCUGGCGCGGGCUUCACCCUCCUGCUGCCUGAAGUGCGCGGACGUGACCCCGAUUUGGUCUUGGCCGAAGAAAUCAAGGCGGCGAAGGCUGCUGCGAGGAUAUGA